AUUUCCAUCUCACACUAGGAAGAUACGCACCAACAAGCGCUUAAAGGAAGAAAUUGAUUUAAGUUGGCAAGCGCAGCAUCUUUACGUCAGUUAUUCGCAAUGAAGUACGCAAUUAUCCUUGUUCUUGCUGUUGCAGCGAUUGAGUCAACAAAUGGCUGCAAAAUCAAACGUCGAUCAGAGUUUGGAGACGGAAGCGGAGAUGAUGGAUAUUAUUGCGUUUGCGAUAUGACGUACUGCGAUGAAGCUCCGAACGUGAGCAAGACAACCAAUUACUCUAAAUAUUUCCUAAUAACAUCUAGCAAAAGUGGUUUUCUCUUUCACGUAUCAAACGGUAUAUACAAAAAGUCUAAAACGAUUGACAAAUCAGCUCCAUUGGGAAAGAUCACUAUAAAUCGAAAAGAUGUAUACCAAGAAAUCUAUGGAUUUGGUGGAGCUGUAACUGAUUCAGCGGCUAUGAACAUUCAUAACCUAACGCUCGAGGUGUCCGAGAAGUUGUUGAGAAGCUACUUUGGUCCGCAUGGUAUCAAUUACAAUUUCAUUAGAACGCCAAUGGGUGGCUGUGAUUUCUCAACGAGACCUUAUACUUACGCAAUGGUAGAAAACGAUACUUCGCUUCAUCACUUCGAAUUGCAAGUAGAGGAUAAUCUUUUCAAGAUACCGAUAAUAAAACGAGCUCAAAAAAUAAAAAAAGGGAAAAUUAAAUUGUUGACUGCACCAUGGAGCGCCAGUCUUUGGAUGAAAACUAAGAACUCUUGGACGCUUGAUGGUAAAUUACGUCCAGAAUAUCGACAACUAUGGGCAGAUUAUUUCGUAAAAUUUUUUGAGGCUUAUCGUCAUAAUGGUUUAGAAUUCUGGGCUACAACGCCUCAGAAUGAGCCAGAAAAUUACAAGUAUAUUUCGCUAACUAAUAAUAAUACGCUUAUCAACGCAAUGGCAUGGACAGCCGAGGAAGAACGUGACUGGAUUAUCGAUAACUUGGCGCCAACCUUAAAGAAAAAUAAUUUCGGACAUAUCAAAAUCUUCAUAAUGGAUGAUACCAGACUAUCGUUGCCUGAUUGGCCAAAAAUAGUAUUUAAAGAUAAAAGAGCAAAAGAUAUUGUUUCUGGAACUGCGGUCCAUUUUUAUUUUGAUCAUUUUAUCAGUCCGAGUGUCUUGGAUGAAAUAAAAGAGCUGUUUCCAGAACACUCAAUAUUAUACACGGAAGGUUGCGCUGGAGUUUUCGAAGACCAAAAAGUGAUACUGGGAUCAUGGAAACGUGCCGAAUUGUACGCAGCGAAUAUUAUUGAAAACAUGUCGCAUUGGGUGUCCACUUGGAUCGAUUGGAACAUUGCUUUAGAUACGAAUGGUGGACCUAAUUGGAUCCAAAAUUUUGUUGAUUCUCCAAUAAUAGUCAAUAGCACUGCCAACGAAUUCUAUAAGCAACCGAUGUUCUAUGCAAUUGGACAUUUUUCAAAGUAUGUCCCACCUGGCAGUAAGAGAAUUGGCAUAAAAUCGAAGAAUAUCGCGAAUAUGCGAAAGGUUGCAUUUUCCACGUCUGAUGGCGGUAUCGUAUUGGUGAUCUUAAAUCUGAACGAAGAGGACAAAGAAAUUUUGAUCCAGGAUCCAGAGAAAGGAACAACAAAGCUAAAAAUCCUUGCAAAAUCCUUAAAUACCAUGAAAUAUUGGUGA
Messenger RNA from Atta colombica, 1668 nucleotides. Its product is annotated as glucosylceramidase-like. Bases 100 to 1668 code for a protein of 522 amino acids. The record is from RefSeq and is a predicted model, not a curated record. Gene Ontology annotation, molecular function: glucosylceramidase activity. The transcript is spliced from 10 exons. Lineage: Eukaryota; Metazoa; Arthropoda; Insecta; Hymenoptera; Formicidae. Gene Ontology annotation, biological process: glucosylceramide catabolic process.